Messenger RNA from Pogoniulus pusillus (Red-fronted tinkerbird), 1915 nucleotides. It is a transcript of the gene RPIA, whose product is annotated as ribose 5-phosphate isomerase A. Gene Ontology annotation, molecular function: ribose-5-phosphate isomerase activity. Bases 68 to 901 code for a protein of 277 amino acids. NCBI's taxonomy places the organism in Eukaryota, Metazoa, Chordata, Aves, Piciformes, Lybiidae. The record is from RefSeq and is a predicted model, not a curated record. The transcript has 9 exons. Gene Ontology annotation, biological process: D-ribose metabolic process; pentose-phosphate shunt, non-oxidative branch. Gene Ontology annotation, cellular component: intracellular membrane-bounded organelle.
AGGGAGCCGGCUCGGACCAGGCCUCCAGCCCGUGAGGGAGAGCCCCCCGGGGGCGGGCCGCGGCGGCAUGCGGCUCCUCGGCCGGCCCGGCCCGCUGCGCAGCACUGCCCUGGCUGCCCGGCCGCCAGGGCGGCUCAGAGCGGGGCCGGCGGCGCGGAGGCGCUUCUCGGCCCGCGGGCGGCCUGGCGGCACCAUGGCAGAGGAGGCCAAGAAGCUGGCAGCCUUCGCCGCCGUGGACAAGCACGUCCAGAACAAUCAGGUCCUGGGCAUCGGGAGCGGCUCUACGGUCGUCCAUGCGGUGCAUCGAUUAGCCGAGAGGGUUAAAGAGGAGAACCUGAGCAUCGUCUGCAUCCCCACCUCUUUCCAGGCUCGGCAGCUGAUCCUGCAGAGCGGCUUAACCCUGAGCGACCUGGACAGGCACCCCGAGCUGGAUGUUGCCAUCGAUGGAGCAGAUGAGGUGGACUCUGACCUCAACCUCAUCAAAGGGGGCGGUGGCUGCUUGACCCAGGAGAAGAUAGUUGCAGGAUAUGCAAAGUGUUUCAUCGUUAUCGCUGACUACAGGAAAAGAUCCCAGAGCCUGGGGGAGCACUGGAAGAAGGGAAUUCCCAUCGAGGUUAUCCCCAUGGCUUACGUCCCUGUCACCAGAACCCUGACCAGGAGCUUCGGCGGCACCGCAGAGCUGCGGAUGGCAGUCAGCAAAGCGGGCCCUGUGGUGACAGACAAUGGGAACUUCAUCCUGGACUGGAAGUUUGACAAGGUCCACGACUGGAGGGAAGUCAACACUGCUAUCAAAAUGAUACCAGGUGUGGUGGAGACGGGGCUGUUCCUGGGCAUGGCACAGGCAGUCUACUUCGGCAUGGAGGACGGCUCGGUCAGCGUGUGCCAGCGCCAGCCCUGCUGACCCGCUGCUGCCCACUGCCAGGCUGCCACGCUGCCAACACCGCCCUUGCCUUACGCAGCAGCGCAGCCCGCGGCAGGACCUGCACCAGGCUGCACUGCUGCCACCCCGAAUGUGAUCUUCAGGAGCAAAGGGCAAGGCUCUGCUGCUGGAGAGCUCUGUGUUGACUGUUCUGGAGCAGUGGCUGCUCUGCAGAACCAGGGGCACCGACCUGCUUUAACCCUCGGAGCUGGGCUUCUGGGAGUGCUUCACCAAAAACAAUCUCCCUGGCUGCUGGCUUGGGUUGGAGCUGGGCUUCAGCACCUUGGGAACAGAACCUGAGCCCUUCUGGGUGCUGGCGGCGCUGGGUGGCCCAGGGCAGCAGUGCUGGCAGUGCUGGGUGACCCAGGGCAGCAGCAGCACCCUGCCCGCUCUGGCUGGGACAGCGAUGCACAGAGGAGCACAUGCAGUGGGGACCUGCUGAUGCCUUAUUUGGAGCCUUUUUGGUUCAGGAUUUGCUGCCUUUUAUUUUUCUACACCUUUUGUAAGCCCCUCGGGUCGUUGUCCCCUGUGCACCUGGCAGCUCUCUGCGCCUCUGCUGUCUCCACGGGCAUAAGUGAGGUCCUGUUCUGGGCCUCUGCCUGCAGGAGACGUUUCUUCUGUGGGCCCAAAGCUGCUCUCCCUGAUUUCAGUACCUCUGAGGAAAGUCUGUUCCUUUAGCUGGAGGUGUUUGAGGCUUUGCUGACCAAGAGAAAGCUUUGAGUGCUUGGUGGAGCUCAGAGAAGCAGCUCCCAGCAGCUUAGGGCUUGGUGGCAGCUGAAGGUUUCUUGUCCCCGUGGUGGCAGCUGGUUGGGCUGUGGAAGGGCAGAGCAGCAGGCACAGGGGAACGGAGUCUUCCUGCCCAGGUUUCCCACAUGUAGCAGGAGGGAGACUCUUCCAGCAUCUCGUGCUCGGCGUCCAGGUGCUUUGCAUGGUUCUGAUGCCCAGGUGCAAGCCCUCUCUCUGUGUGGUGGACUCCAAUAAAACUGUUCUACCGUU